Molecule: messenger RNA, 3277 nt
Organism: Cylicocyclus nassatus
Lineage: Eukaryota; Metazoa; Nematoda; Chromadorea; Rhabditida; Strongylidae
Source: the annotation of a GenBank genome assembly
AUGAGAUCGCAAAUCGAUAGUGGGCUGGAUUUUGGCGGUUCGAUAUUUUCACCCAACGUCGGUCCAGACUCCAAUGAGACUGCGUGUGCCAACUGGUUUGUCGUAGCAAGCCACGCCUGCUCAAGACGAAUCUAUAGAGCCCCAAGCGGCUCCUACAAUGGCUCCAGCAAAGCCGCGAAAGUUUUUUGGACCGCCGAGAGUGAUCAGCUAGGUGAAGAGCCAAAGCUGAUUGCUCAGGGCUCCCCAGUUUUUCAACUGAUUGAUCCAAAAAUGGAUAAAGAAGCACAGCAAAAAGCACAAAUAAUUCGAUCUUAUUCAUUAUCUCAACAGCGACAAAACAGUACCCAACGAGCUCGUCCUAUCAGCUUUUUCAAGCCGUAUAUGAAUGAAAGUGAACUGCGGCAGGGUUUGGAGAAGGGAACGAUCAUUCAAGGUGCUAUUCGCAUAAAUCAAAGGAAAUAUGAGGAAGCUUUCAUCAACAAUCCAGAGGGAUCUGAUCAAGCUGACAUAGCAAUUUUGGGCAUGCCAGAUAGAAACAGAGCGCUGCAUGGAGACGUCGUGGCUGUUUGCAUAAGGCCUCGUGCUUUCUGGGUGGUAAAUGAGGAGCUUUACAAGGAGUGGAAGAAGGAGUGUCGUCCAAAAAAUCUGAAAAAAGAAAAUGAAAGCAUGAGCGAGGAGCUCGUGGAGGUACCUGAGUUGCUUAGCGAAAUCAUCUCUGCGGUCUCAGACAUGAACGCAGGUGACUCAGUUGCGGAUGACAUGGUGGUUGCUUCCACAUCUGCAGAAUCUCCCAACGUUCAGCAAACUGCUGGUAGAGAUAAAACUAAGAAAAAGCCAGCUUAUCGUAUCCUGUCUCAGUUGCCUUUGGAUGAGUGGGAUGUACCUGAUUCAUGUUUACAAAAAACUGCUGAGGUGGUAGGAAUCCUUGAAAAGAAGAAUUCCCGCUUAGCAACGGGCAAACUGGAGCUUGCUACAGCGGCUCAGCGGCAGUGGGCUAAGUUUUCUCCAAGCGAUUCGCGUAUACCUCGUAUGAUGAUCGAAGCAUCUCAACUGCCUCACGAUUUUUUCGACAGGCCUCAAGAUUUUGCCAAAUUCUUAUUCGUUGCCAAGAUCGCUGAUUGGCCUGAGAAUUCCGUCAUGGCUUGCGGUAAUUUGGAGAAGCAGUUAGGACUAGCUGGAGACAUCGAUGCUGAAACUGAAGGAUUGCUAAUAACAAAUGAGAUAGACACAAGGGAGUUUUCGGAAGAUGUGGUGGCCUGUUUACCAAGUAUUCCUGAAUCGGGAUGGCAGAUAAGCGAGGAGGAGCUUGGCAAACGUCGAGACCUUCGGGACGAAAUAAUCUUUACGAUAGAUCCAAAAACAGCGCGUGACCUCGAUGAUGCGUUGUCAGUGAUACCUUGUGAUGACGUAAACGGAGCUGGACUGCCUGGCUGGGAGGUAGGUGUACAUAUAGCUGAUGUCAGUUAUUUUGUGCACGAGAACACGGUUCUAGAUGAGUGGGCAUCGCAGCGAGCCAACAGCGUUUAUCUCGUUCAAGAGGUUAUCCCCAUGUUACCUCGUCUUCUUUGCGAAGAGCUGUGUAGUCUCAAUGCAGGCGUGGACAGGCUGACGUUCUCUGUAAUAUUCAAGAUGGACGAAAAUGGAGAUGUGUAUGAUGAAUGGUUCGGGAGGUCUGUGAUCAGGUCGCGAGUUAAGCUGACAUACGAGCAUGCUCAGGACUUCAUAGAGAAUCCUGACAAAGAUUUCAUGGAAAAUGAAAUGCCUGAAAUCUCCGACAGUGUCACAGUGCACCAGAUCAAAGAAAAGGUAUUACAAUUGGAUAGACUAGCAAAAGCUCUUCGAGCUAAGCGCAGACAAUAUGGGUCUUUGCAAUUAGAUCAACCAAAGCUAAAGUUUGCUUUGGAUGAUGACAAUAAAAUGCCCAUAGGAGUCUCAAUAUAUCAGGCAAAGGACUCAAAUCGCCUGGUCGAAGAGUUCAUGCUUCUCGCGAACAUGGCAGUGGCUAGGAAAAUUGAACGCCACUACAGGAAGACUGCUUUGCUGCGAAUGCAUCCUCCACCGAAGGCAAAAGUUCUGAAAGAAUCGGUCACCCUUUGUAACAGCAUAGGCUUUCCUAUAAAUGGCACUUCAUCGCAACAGUUAUCAAGCGCUCUUGCCCCUUUUCGUUCUAACUCGCAGUUGAUGAGGUCUAUCAAUCAAGUUCUCUCUUUGAUAUUGAUGAAAGCCAUGGAGCUUGCAAGAUAUUUUUGUACUGGUUCUGUCAAAAGUCAAAGCGCAUAUCAUCAUUUCGCGCUAAACGUGCCAUUCUACACACAUUUUACAUCGCCAAUCCGUCGUUAUCCGGAUAUAAUCGUGCAUCGGUCGUUAGCUGCAGCUUUGGGUUAUUGUGAGCCCUCCGAACGAAGUGUUGAGCAAAUUCAAAAAAUUGCUGAGCACUGCAAUGACAAGAAACUAAUAGCAAAGAAAGUUAGUGAAUCCAGUGCGGAGCUGUUCUUUGGAGUACUUAUACACAGAGUGGGACCAACGGAAGCAAAAGGAGUUGUUGUAAAUGUCCUGGAUGCUGCCUUUGAUGUUCUGUUGUUCAAAUACGGUGUAAUCAAACGCGUCUAUAUCAAUACGCUUGAAAUGAGGCAAGCACCAUCAAUUCUCGAAAAUCCAAACAGACUUAUACUUUACUGGGAAACUGAAGAUGGAACGUUUGAGCAAUUGAUACAGAUGUGUACAGUUGUUGAAGUUAUUUUGUCCAAGCUGCCAGAGCCAACAAAAUUUCAAGCUGUGAUCAAACCAAGACCCAUAAAAGAUUCGCCCACUCUUAUGCAAAUGUACAUCAAACAACAAUCUAGUGGUGGCGGUUCUGCCGAUCUCAAUUUCGACUCAUUGCUCCUUGAUUAGAGCAACUUUUGAAUCUGUUUUACUUGUGUUCUUUCGCUGGUUUUAUUUCUGACAUUAUGUUUUUUUGUUACAUUGUGUACAGUCUGUGGGAAAAUAUUAUGGAUCAAUCAGUAUUAUGUCGUAAAGGUCUAGCUUAAUUCCAAACUGUACUUAACUGCAGCUGUUCUAGUCUUCAGUUUGUGCAUUUAUGUAUCAUACUUGAUUACUGUGCAAAUAAGUGAUUUCGAUUGGAAUGAGAAAGGGUUGUCUUUUUUUUGGUGAUAUACCUCUCGUGUAUAAAAAAGCACUGUAUCAACUCUAGCAUCCGGAAUGUUUUGAUUAGUUGUUAAUAUUAUAUUGUAGCUGUAGUUGCAGUGUUUUACCAGAGAUAAAGCUGAUUAGCAGC